AUGCCCGUCCGGACAGUCAGUGCUCCUGAUACCAGCAUCAGGGACAAGGACAUUACCUCCAACAGCCUGUACACGGACGAAGUGCGUCCCACUGGCAGCGCUGGCGCUGCUUCUGCAGAGGCGCUCACGUCCAUCCCGAAUACAGGCCACGCACGAAUACCCGGCACUGGCAGUGGCGGCACGGUCUAUGCUGGCUCGAAUCUGGCUGAAUCUGCCGACCGCGGAAGCGAACCAAGUGACCGUGUGCUCACCAAGGACGAGGCAGACCGUCUGUAUGAAGAGAACAUCGAGGACGAAGGUCUCUACAUUACUACAGCCGUCAUUACAGUUAUGCUGUGA
This is a messenger RNA of Rasamsonia emersonii CBS 393.64, 339 nucleotides long. RefSeq lists its product as uncharacterized. The transcript is spliced from 2 exons. The coding region runs from base 1 to 339 and encodes 112 amino acids. The record is from RefSeq and is a predicted model, not a curated record. NCBI's taxonomy places the organism in Eukaryota, Fungi, Ascomycota, Eurotiomycetes, Eurotiales, Trichocomaceae.